AUGUCAGGGGCAAAGCAUUGGGAGCAAGAUAAAGAAGCUACCAUCUAUGUGGGUAACAUCGACGAGCGCGCUACCGACGCUCUGAUAUGGGAGCUGAUGGUUCAAGCUGGCCCUGUAGUCAACGUUCAUUUACCCAAAGACCGCGUCACUCAGUCCCAUCAGGGUUUCGGCUUCGUCGAGUUCAAUGGCGAGGUCGACGCUGAUUAUGCCGCCAAGAUUAUGAACGGCAUUCGAUUAUACGGCAAGGCCCUCCGAGUCAACAAGGCCUCGGCAGACAAGCAGAAACCCCUAGAGAUUGGUGCAGAGCUCUUCAUAGGCAACCUCGACCCCAUGGUAGACGAAAAGGUCCUAUACGAUACCUUUGGCAGGUUCGGAACUCUCAUCGCACCACCCAAGGUUGCGCGCGACGACAACGGACUCAGCAAAGGAUAUGGUUUCGUUAGCUAUAGCAGCUUCGAGGCUAGCGAUGAUGCUAUCAAUAAUAUGAAUGGCCAGUUCCUCAUGAACAAGGAUAUCAGUGUCCAGUAUGCCUACAAGAAGGACGGCAAAGGUGAACGACAUGGAGACGAAGCCGAACGAAUGCUCGCAGCACAAGCAAAGAAGCAUAAUGUCACAAUCGAAAGUCAACCCAUGCCGCCGGCAUUACUUCAGAACUCUACACCCGCUCCCGCCGCCCCAGCAGCUGUUGCGCCACCGGCAAUGGCUACAGGUGGAUUCGACCCUUCCAUGGCUGCCGGCAUUCCUCCUACCAGACCACCUGUUGGCUUUGCUCCCCCAUCGGUUGCGCAUCGCGGUCCUCCACCUCCCUUUGCGGUCAAUGGCACACCACCACCUCCUGGUGCGGGCAGACCCAACGUGUUGCCCCCGGCGCCAUCAGGUCUGCCAGCUCGCCCUCCCCCUUCACAAGCCGGCUAUGGAAGUCCUGCAGACUUUCACCCAGGUAGUUUCCGGAUGCCACCUCCAGGUUUUGGUCCUCCUCCUGGCAAUGUACCACCACCGCCGCCACCUGGGUUCACUCCUGGUUAUGGUCGCUGA
Hypoxylon fragiforme is the source of this 1035-nucleotide messenger RNA. RefSeq lists its product as uncharacterized. The record is from RefSeq and is a predicted model, not a curated record. Gene Ontology annotation, cellular component: U12-type spliceosomal complex; nucleolus. Gene Ontology annotation, biological process: positive regulation of mRNA splicing, via spliceosome. The transcript has 2 exons. Gene Ontology annotation, molecular function: RNA binding. Bases 1 to 1035 code for a protein of 344 amino acids. Lineage: Eukaryota; Fungi; Ascomycota; Sordariomycetes; Xylariales; Hypoxylaceae.